Xenopus laevis (African clawed frog) is the source of this 2744-nucleotide messenger RNA. RefSeq names its product cactin, spliceosome C complex subunit S homeolog (gene cactin.S). The transcript is spliced from 10 exons. NCBI's taxonomy places the organism in Eukaryota, Metazoa, Chordata, Amphibia, Anura, Pipidae. Gene Ontology annotation, cellular component: spliceosomal complex; cytoplasm. Bases 144 to 2534 code for a protein of 796 amino acids. The record is from RefSeq and is a predicted model, not a curated record. Gene Ontology annotation, biological process: negative regulation of innate immune response; mRNA cis splicing, via spliceosome.
ACACUGACAGAGCGGUGGUCCAAUCAGAGGAGAAAGGUUCCGGAGGUUUCAUUUUCGCAGUCCCGCCUUUUCCUGUACUAUGAUGUGACUGUGAUGUAGGCAAAAGACAUCUCUUAAAUAAUAAGUGUUUUUCUGCUAUUACAAUGUCUUCAGUGUCCCGAUCGCCAGUUAGAAAACAUUAUACCAGCAAACAAAGAAGGAGGAGCAGAAGUUGUGAAAGUCGAAGUACUUCCAGCAGCAGCGAUGGAAAUUCACGAAGACCGAAGGGAUAUCGUUCCGCAUCCAACAGCGAUGACAGUACCCAAAGGAGAAGGCACCGGGCCAGGUCUGGAAGCAAAGAAAGUGCAGGGAGACGGAGACAUCGAGACAGAUCUGACAGCCGAGAGAGUCCAGGGAGAAGGAGACGUCGGCACAAAUCAAGCAGUGAAGAGAGCGUGGAAAGGAGGCGGAAUAAAAGCCGCGAGAGGUCCAGAUCUGAUUCUGGAGAGAGGAGAAAACAGAAAAAGGAAAAGAGAGAAAGAGAGCACAGAAGAAAUGAAAGAAAACAUUCUCCUCACAAAUCAGAGGAUGACACUAGGCGGAAGCCAAAGAACAAACAGAAGAAAAAACGAUCUAGGUCAAGAAGCUCUGUGUCUUCUCUUGAGUCUCCAUCAUCGGCAAGGUCCCAGAGCCCUAAGGAGGCAAAUAAACAAAGUCUCAGUCUAGAGGAACAUUUACGUUUGAAGGAAGAGACAAAAAAGAAAAAGGAAAUGAUGAAGGCAAUGGAAACACCAGAGGAAAAAAGAGCCAGGCGUUUAGCCCAAAAAGAGGCAAAAGAGAGAAAGAAACGCGAAAAGAUGGGUUGGGGGGAAGAGUACAUGGGAUAUACAAAUACAGACAAUCCAUUUGGAGACAAUAACCUUCUAGGUACUUUUAUCUGGAAUAAGGCAUUGGAGAAGAAAGGAAUUGGCCACCUUGCAGAGAAAGAUCUGAAAGAAAGAAAUAAACAUAUCCAAGAAGACAAUCGUUUAGAACUGCAAAAGGUGAAGCAACUGCGUUUGGAGCGUGAACGUGAAAAGGGUAUGAGAGAGCAAGAGCUAGAGAUGCUGCAAAGAGAAAAGGAGGCAGAACACUUCAAAACUUGGGAGGAGCAAGAAGACAACUUUCAUCUGCAACAAGCCAAGCUCCGAUCAAAAAUUCGCAUCCGGGAUGGCCGGGCAAAACCAAUAGACCUGUUAGCAAAGUACAUCAGUGCAGAAGAUGAUGACCUUGCUGUGGAAAUGCACGAACCAUAUACAUUUUUGAAUGGGCUUACUGUUUCUGACCUGGAAGACUUGCUAGAGGAUAUUCAAAUCUAUAUGGAGUUAGAACAGGGCAAAAACGUGGAUUUCUGGAGAGAUAUGACUGUCAUCACUGAGGAUGAGAUCUCCAAGUUGCGCAAAUUAGAGACUUCUGGAAAGGGGCCAGGGGAAAGAAGAGAAGGGGUGAAUGCCUCUGUCAGUACAGAUGUACAAACUGUAUUUAAAGGAAAGACGUACAACCAGCUGCAAGUUAUUUCCCAAGGGAUUGAAAGCAGAAUUAGGACUGGAGGACCCAAUCUCGACAUAGGAUAUUGGGAAAGUCUUUUGCAGCAGCUUCGGGCAUACAUGGCAAGAGCCAGACUUCGUGAGCGGCACCAAGAUGUCUUGCGUCAAAAACUUUUCAAACUGAAGCAGGAACAAGGUGUGGAAAGUGAGCCUCUGUUUCCUAUCAUAAAGCCUGAAUCGCCCAGUAACAGGGAAAAUGAGGAGGAGCCUGUAUCAGGUCAACCUUCAUCAUCUACUAGUGCAGUAGCAGAGGAGUCUACAAAUGCUGUAGAAGCAGAAGGAAAGAAUGAAGGAGAAGGUGGGGAAUCUGUGCUGAUGGAAGAAGAUCUUAUCCAGCAGAGUCUAAAUGAUUAUGAUUCUGGCAGAUACAGUCCAAAGCUUCUUACUGUACAAGAACUACCUUUUGAUGCUCAUGUAGUAGACUUUGAAGAGGACCAACAGAGAACAGUGCUUUGCAGACAGCAACUUCAAGUCACAGGAGAUGCAAGUGAGAGCCCAGAAGACAUUUUCAUACGCAAGGCAAAGGAAGGAAUGGAUGGAGAUGAAGCUCAAUUUAGUGUGGAGAUUCCAGUUACCAGCAAAGCAUACCUUUGGGCUGACAAGUAUAGACCCCGAAAACCACGGUUCUUCAACAGAGUUCAUACUGGAUUUGAAUGGAACAAAUACAAUCAGACCCAUUAUGAUUUUGAUAACCCUCCUCCAAAAAUUGUGCAGGGCUAUAAAUUCAACAUAUUCUAUCCUGACUUGAUUGACAAGAGGUCUACUCCAGAAUAUUUUCUUGAAGCCUGCCAUGAUAACAAAGACUUUGCAAUCCUGCGCUUCCAUGCUGGUCCUCCAUAUGAAGACAUAGCUUUUAAGAUUGUCAACAGAGAGUGGGAGUAUUCUCACCGUCAUGGUUUCCGUUGCCAGUUUUCAAAUGGUAUCUUCCAGCUGUGGUUCCACUUCAAGAGAUAUCGUUACAGAAGAUGAGCUGUCAUGGACUGCAUGUGUCUGCUUUUAUUUUUUUUUCCCAUCUUGAAAUAACGGAAAAACCCCAAAUGUACUGUGAACCAGAUGUCUUUAAGUAAUAUGCUUUUGGUAGAACUAUUAGCAUCUGUUUUGUGUCUAACCUUUCCAUCAGUGAGACUAGAAUAGCAUUCUUUCUGGGGAUAUUUUGUACAAAUAAACAUUACAUUUAAA